Eruca vesicaria subsp. sativa (arugula) is the source of this 837-nucleotide messenger RNA. The record is from the annotation of a GenBank genome assembly. Lineage: Eukaryota; Viridiplantae; Streptophyta; Magnoliopsida; Brassicales; Brassicaceae.
AUGUCUGAGCCAGCUAUGAUAUUAUUCUUACCGUCAACUCGAGGCGGCUUAGCAAGAAUAAUAAACAGUUGUUUGUUCCAUGCAGAGAAAAUAAUAAAUAUAAAUAACCUAAUCAAAUAUUUUGGACUGUUUAUUUUGCAAGGUGCAAUUUCCGUAGUCUCCGGUACAGUAUUUACCAUAGUGAACAGCUGCAGCUUCCCCGUUUGGCCUGGAAUCCUCACCGGAGACAACCUUCCACAACUCAACGGCGGCGGAUUCGCCUUAACCCCAGGAGCUUCUGUCGGGGUAACCGCUCCUGCCGGCUGGUCCGGCCGAAUCUGGGGCCGAACCGGCUGCAAUUUCGACGCGUUCGGCAACGGAAAAUGCCUCACCGGAGACUGUGGCAAAUUACAAUGCUCCGGUGCAGGAGGAGUUCCACCAGCUACACUCGCUGAAUUCACAAUCGGUCAUGGUGGCGCGAUGGACUUUUACGACGUGAGCCUGGUCGAUGGUUACAACGUCCAGAUGGAAAUCAAGACGCAAGGCGGCUCAGGCGAUUGUCAAAACGUGGGAUGCGUUUCAGACCUGAACGUGAUUUGUCCGAACGAGCUAAGGAUUCCUAAUCCUAACGGGGGGAAUGCUGUGGCGUGUAUGAGCGCUUGCGAAGCGUUUAAAAGACCAGACUAUUGUUGCACCGGUGCAUUCAAUAAGCCGGAGACUUGUCCACCCACCCAUUACUCGAAGAUCUUUAAAACAGCUUGCCCCAAAGCGUACAGCUACGCAUAUGACGAUGCUACAAGCACUUUUACUUGUGCCAAUGCUAAUUACUCCAUCAUUUUCUGUCCCAUUAUCGCAUAG